AUGACUGGCAUUGCGCCCAAAGUGUCGCUAAUUAUGUCCCAAAGUGUCUCAUAUCUGAAAGCAUUGUCACAAGUGUUUUGGUCGGAGAAGGUGUGGAUUCCGCCCAAUACUACUUGGGCUCAGUAUGAAGACAACUACCGCCACUUCAAUGACAUCUACUAUUCACUCAUCACUGCUGUCCUCCUCAUCGGAGUGCGGCUCACCCUCGAGAGGUAUAUCUAUGCGCCGAUCGGCAUAUACUUAGGUCUGCGGCCCAACCACGGCAAGAGUCCGCCGCAUAACCCCCUCCUCGACACCGCUUUUCGCGCCUCCAAAGCCAAGUUUAGUCACAAACAGAUCCAAGGAUUAGCCAAACAAUUGGAUUGGAGUGAACGACAGGUGCAGAGAUGGGUGCGUCUGAAGAGCGCACAGAAUAGGCCGACAGUGCUCUCGAAGUUCACUGAAAGCGCAUGGAGAUGUAAUUUCUAUUUCGUUUCCUUCGUUUACGGCGUUUAUGUUCUUUGGGACACCAUUUCGAGCGGCGAAUGGUUUUACUAUAACUUUGAGACCGCUUUCUAUUUGGCUCUACUUUUCUCACAGUUUUUUGAUGUCCAAAGAAAAGACUUUUGGGCGAUGUUUGUCCACCAUGUGGUCACUCUA
Oppiella nova is the source of this 639-nucleotide messenger RNA. Lineage: Eukaryota; Metazoa; Arthropoda; Arachnida; Sarcoptiformes; Oppiidae. The record is from the annotation of a GenBank genome assembly.